GGACGAAGAGGAAACCUUUUCAUCACACGAGCUUCAUGACGCAAAAUCCUCGCGAUUGUUUCCAAAGCCUCCUCUCCUCAUAAUGCCGCCUCCAUCAACUCCUGAUUGAAAAUGAUGGCGUUCUGAUGGCCUGCUUGUGUUCCCUGAAUGAUGUGUCUCUUCAUCAAGUUGUUGUCAACUGGUAGUGCCGUGAUGUGGGAGGGAGAGCGAGACGGCAAGAUAUGGAGAGGAAUAAAGGAGAGGAGGAGAAAAGAGAUGGGGAGGGAGGCUGCAAAUGGCAGCUUCUGUGACACCACAUGAAGCAGGGAGAGAGAGAGAGGGAGGAGAGGGGAGAACAGCAGUCCUGCUAGAUCAGAUUGCAAAAGAUUGAUAGAGAGAGCUGUUCAGAGGCAGCUUUUUUUUAAUGCAAAGGACAAAGUUGUUGGAAAAUAAAAGCUUGAACGCGAGAACUGAAGAAACAGCCAGAAAACAUGGAGAUACUUAAGCCUUUGCUGGGAAAGCUCUAAUUAUAAAAGCUCCACACCUGUUUGCAAGCUUGGCAGCACGGCACUUUGGUUCUGAUGGGAUUUCUCUGGAUCAGAACCGCUUGACCAAAAAAAAAAAAAGAAAAUCUCCUGAGAUCUGGCAAGAAUGAAGAAAUUCAGAGGACUGUGCUUUGAUCUGAAGAUGAUGAAGAGGGUUCCUUCUGGACUCGAGGAGUAGCUGUAGUGACCAAGACAAAAAAAAAAAUGUCUCAGUUUGGUUAACAAAAGGACACAGAAGACGCCGACGUAGAGCUGUCCAGGCUGGAUCACGACCGGUGAAGGGUCCAGAUCAGACAGGCAAACACACAGCGUGGAUUCGACCAGGCGAUAAGAGCUAUCUGCACCCAAAGGGACCUCGGUCCAGCUCCCGUGAGGAAAACUCUUUGACCCCCAGGACUGAGCAUGCAGCCCACUGGGGCUGGAUUCAUGCACAGAGCUCCGUCUCUGCUCCCUAAAUGACUCACUAAAAAGCUGCCUAGCCGGAGAUCAAGCUGUGAGGGGGCCUUGAUCGCACACUAGGACUCUGGGCCUGCCCUUCUGCUCAGACUCUGCAGCUGGAGGCCAAGUCAGGAGCAUGAGCGUGGGAAGGAUCAAUCGCUACAGCAUUGUGUCAUCCGAAGAAGAGGGCCUCCGCCUCACUACCAUGCAUGGCAUGAACGGCUUUGGCAAUGGCAAGAUCCACACACGCCGCAAGUGCCGCAACCGCUUUGUGAAGAAGAAUGGCCAGUGCAAUGUGCAGUUUGCUAACAUGGAUGAUAAGUCACAGCGCUACAUGGCUGACAUCUUCACCACGUGUGUCGACAUUCGCUGGCGAUGGAUGCUGGUGGUCUUCACCCUUGUUUUUGUCGUCUCAUGGCUGGCCUUUGGCCUGGCCUUUUGGGUGAUUGCGCUGCUUCAUGGAGAUCUGGACAACCCCGCUGGAGACGAUAACUUCACUCCCUGUGUACUACAGGUCAACGGAUUUGUGGCGGCCUUUCUCUUCUCCAUUGAAACGCAGUCCACCAUCGGUUAUGGCUACCGUUGUGUGACAGAAGAGUGCCCCGUGGCUGUCUUCAUGGUGGUCUUUCAGUCUAUAGUGGGCUGCAUCAUUGACUGUUUCAUGAUCGGUGCGAUCAUGGCUAAAAUGGCCAGGCCUAAGAAGCGAGCCCAAACACUCUUGUUUAGCCACAAUGCCGUCAUUGCCAUGCGGGACGGAAAACUGUGUCUCAUGUGGAGAGUUGGGAAUCUUCGCAAGAGCCACAUUGUGGAAGCUCACGUCAGAGCACAGCUCAUCAAACCUCGAAUAACCGACGAGGGGGAAUACAUUCCUCUAGACCAGAUAGACAUUAAUGUAGGAUUUGACAAAGGAUUGGACCGAAUCUUCCUGGUUUCCCCCAUCACGAUUCUCCAUGAGAUAGACGAAGAGAGUCCUCUAUUUGGGAUCAGCAAGCAGGACUUGGAGACGGCAGACUUUGAGAUUGUCGUCAUCCUGGAAGGCAUGGUAGAAGCAACGGCGAUGACGACGCAGGCUCGCAGCUCCUACCUGGCUUCCGAGAUCUUCUGGGGUCACAGAUUUGAGCCGGUCUUGUUCGAGGAGAAAAACGUCUACAAGGUGGAUUAUUCUCACUUUCAUAAAACCUACGAGGUGCCGUCCACUCCACGCUGCAGUGCCAAGGACAUGGUGGAGAACAAGUUCCUAGUACCUAACUCAAACACAUUCUGCUACGAAAACGAGCUGGCUUUCCUAAAUCGGGAUGACGAGGAGGAAGAGGAGGACAUGGGUGGCGGUAGCAGGCCGCUGGCGAAUCUCAGUCCAGACCGGAGCAGCCGACACGAGCUGGAACGCCUACAGGCAACCAGGGCACUGGAUCAAAGGUCAUAUCGCAGAGAGUCCGAAAUAUGACCCCUAAAAAAACUGACCUAGGUAUAAUAACUUUAUCCAGGAGGUAAAAAUGCAGAACAAUGCAAAGUGCCAUAGGAUGACCACUGAGAAACACUAAAUGACGAACACGUGGAAUAAAUGGUGUGCACAGCUUUGAAAAACAUUUAGGAAUGUCUAGAAUCAAGGAAAAGGCCAGAGAAAGACCUUCUUCCUCUAUAGAAACUUGAAUUUUUUUCACAUGGUCAUUUUGAGUUAGGAGUGUUCAAGCUAAUUCAUCAACCUCUUUUGUUUAAACUUUAGGUGUAAAUACCUUUCUUAGAAAAGCUACGUUUGUGUGAAAAAAAUAGAAGCUAUUCUUACCUUGAUUUGCUGUAAAUUUCUGGACCAGCACUCAGCAGCACUUUGAAAAUCCAUGCACUGCAGCAGUCAAGGACAAAGAGACGGGACAAAACAUUUGACUACUGAGGUGAAAAAAACGUAACAUCUGCUUUUUAACAUGGCAGGAUCCUGAAAACUAAAACAAAGAACGAAAAAGCAGAAAAAAUUGCCUCAAAAGUGAAAAGGAAUGUAAUGAACAGAUGCAAUGAAAGUGUAUGAAAGCUCUAUUUAUGACCACUUAAUGCCUCUUAAAAGCCAUUAAUCACAUGGCUAAGCUGCUGACAGAUAUUUCAUGCAAGGAAAAAAAAAGCACAAUUGAUGGACAAUGAUUACAACGAUUCUGUUAAAUGUUCACAUUUAUUCCAACAAAGUUAAUUCAUUAGUUGCAAUUUUGUUCUUACAAUGAAAUGCACCUUACAAAUAGAAAUUUGCCUUAAAAAGGCAUCUAUCAAACUAGUUAUAAGAUGUGUAUGCUGGCAGCCAUGAGCUUUUUUUAAUAUAAAAAUAAACUCAAAAUCAUAAAAAAAUCAAUAUAAUUGUUGUAUAUUUUGUUAGGGAAAGGAAUCUAUGCAUUGUAACAAUAUCAGGGGAUACGAGGUGGUUUUUAGGGAUGAUUUAAUGCAGUAAUAUACAAUCCAAAUUUGGAGCUUAAAAACAAACAAAUUAAUAAUUUCAAAAGUAAAACUUUAAUAUUUCAAAUUUUCAAACAUUUAUUCAAAGGGCCUAUACUAUGCAUUUAAGUAUUUCAGAGUAAACUAUAUCCAUAAAUAUGAUCUUAUAUUAAAUUUGGCACACUAAAGAACAAAUUAUUUAUGAAAUAUUAGUUAUUUUUGUACGUUUUUUACGAUCUCUUUUGUUGCUUGUAGGUUCCGCCUGUUUCAUGACGUUAUCCUACAGCUGGACUCGGCUGCGUGUCUGCGAUUCGCCCGUAAAAACAAACAACAUCCAAACUUUUGCAUAGAUGUAUGUGCACAACAUAUAUCUAGCAGCUGAGCUAGCUAAGCGGCAAAGUUAGUGACUGAGCACCGCUAGCCGAGUGGCGAAGUUUGCGGCUGAUCACCACAAGCCCAGCAGCCAAGUAAGUGGCUGAGCAGCACUAGUCAAGUAGCAACGUUAUUGGCUGAGCACUGCUAUUAAUGAGGCAAAAUUUGUGGCUGAGCACUGCUAGCCAAGCAGCGAAGUUAGCGGUUGAUUCCCGGUAGCCGACUGGCGAAGUUAGCGGCUGAGCAGCGUGAGGUGAGUGGCAAAAUUUGUGGCUGAUCACCGCUAGCCCAGCAGCAAAGUAAGAGGCUGAGCCCCACUAGCCAAGUGGCAAAGUUAGUAGCUGAGUACCGCUAGCCGAGUGGCAAAGUUAGUAGCUGAGUACCGCUAGCCAAGUGGCAAAGUUAGUAGCUGAGUACCGCUAGCCGAGUGGCAAAGUUAGUAGCUGAUACCGCUAGCCGAGUGGCAAAGUUAGGGGCUGAACACCACAAGCUAUGUGGCAAAAUUUGCAGCUGAGCACUGCUAGCCAAGCAGUGAAGUUAGUGGCUGAUCACCUCUAGCCGACUGGCGAAGUUAGCGGCUAAGCAAUGCUAGGUAAUUGGCAAAAUUUGCGGCCAAACACCGCUAGCCGAGCAGCGUAGUUAGCUGUUGAUCACCGGCAUCUGAAUGGCAAAGUUAGCACUAACAUCGCUAGCCCAUCAGCAAAGUAAGUGGCUGAGCACCGCUAGUUGAGUGGCGAAGUUAGCGACUUAGUUCCGCUAUCUGAGCAGUGAAGUUAACAGGCAGAGCACCGGUAUCUGAAUGGCAAAAUUGGGCGUGCAUGUUGGCCUGUAGGCGGUGCUGGCUGCAGAGUCUCUUCCAGAAAGGGGCUGUUCUCACUUUGUGAUGUCAGCUUGUAAGAAUCCAUUUGUUUUUGCGGAUUGGGAGGGGCUGGUGCUCAGAGCGUGGGUUUUUAAAGGAUUACUCAGAAAUGUGUGAACGCAUCAAACUUUUAUAGUGAGGAAUGAACAUUAUAAUACACUGAAAGCCCCAAAAUUUGAUUUUGCAUAGUAUAGGCCCUUGAAAAAAUAAAAUCUAAAACAAACUAAAGAAGCCCCUUGAAGGAAUAAAAAAUAACAAUUUGGUCAAACAGGUCUAAUCUUUAACACCAAUCCUUAAAUUCAAUUUUAAUUUACAUUAGCAUUAGUUAAAACAAAUAUUUUAGUGAUAAAGGAUAUAAUGUGGCUAUUUUUUUUUAUGCCAACAUAAUCUUUUGUCAGAAUUUUUAACCAAAUAUCAACGUUUCAAUAAAAGAUAUACAAUGAAAUGUAUUUAUAAACUAUUUAAAAAAAUUAUUUUCUUUAACCAAAAGUGUGAAAAAUUCAAUUUUUGGAACAGUAAAUUGAUGACUUGAUUGGUUACUGAAUUAAUUAAAUCAAAUAUUUUCAUCCCCAUGACCGUGCGUUUAAGCAGGAACUGGAGAUGGAUGGAUUUCUUCACAACUACCUAAGAAAAGUACCUUCCAAUAAAUUAUUACUAAUAAAAAAAGGACUGAUCAGACAAAAAAGACAAAUAUUUAAAUUCCCAAAGAACCUAAGUCCACAUUUGAUAUCAUGUUUUGCUUCAAACCAAUAAAAAUAGCUAAAUUAUCUUAAUGUGGGGCAGCUUAGUUUGAUACUUGCCCAUAGUUAGGUUAUAGAAAGGCACAAAAUUGUACUUUGUACAGACCAAAAUCAUUGUAUAUCUAAAAAAACGAACAAAAAUAUACUUUUUUUAAACAAAAAAAGAAAAAACAUCAUCAGAUAUAAUAUUUUUUAACAACUCGCUUAUAGAAAAAUCAGUGGAUUUAGGUCAUAACAAAAGCAAUAAACACAAAUUGUACUUUGAUAAUCGUAUUUUUUAAGAAAUUCCUUUACAAAGCAUACAUAUUUAGAAACCCAAAGAGAUUUCUGUAAGAAAACAGUAGAAUAGCAACGUUCUUUGUUGUUGCUCUGUUCUUGAUGUUUAAAGCUUCCAUUGUGCAUUUAUUUUUUCAUCUUAAAUACCAAAGUAAUGGAGUUCAGCUCAGAUUUAAGCUGAUCCUUCCCACUGUAAUCUUCCUAAACUGGUUUAGAUUAUUGAUACACUGCUGAACUGAGAGAUGAACGCAAAUAAAGUUUUAUUUAUUCUUUAAAAACUGUUAGCAGUUGUUCUGAAGAUGACAAAGCAUUGGAAUUUUUUUUAAUCUCCCAACAUUUGAAUGAGUCCCGAUCGUGUUCAAAUUAUGUGUAUUAUUAUUUCAAUUAUUACCUCACUAAGAUGUCAUGUUAGUGUGAGAAGUCACACAUAGAAGAUGAAGGGAAAAUAUUAUGGUGAAAUACAUUAAAAAGCAAAGAAGAUGGUUGUUAUGUUGGUCAAAAUGACUCCUAUUUUCCUGGUUGUCAUUUUACUCUAAUAAUAUAUUUAAGUCUAUGUAUGUUGCUCUUUCAGAACAGUGUAAAAAGUAGUAAAAUGCGUGUAGAGGUUUUAUUUUGACUGACAAAUGAAGCAUCCUUUGACCGAUCCUAAACACUGAAAACGCUCUUUACCUUCUGGGAAGGUUGUCUAAAGUGUGAAAUCUCUUGAUCACAAACUCUUGAGUCAACAGAAAUGCACAGUUCAAUCCUUUCUACGGAGUAUUUUUCUCAGACAUGUUGCUCACUUGAGCCUUUAAACACGAAGCACACAAACAUUUUCAGCAAAAUAUGGAGGUUUGUAAUGUAAAAAGCAAAUUGUGAUGAUUAAAAAGAGUAAAAAGAUUACAGGAAUCUGCCAGGCUGAACAAAACUCGCUUAUUUUUAUACAAAGUUCUUUUUUUUUUUUGAUAGAAUGCAGCAAUCAAUAUUCAUCUGUUUUCACCACAGAUUGAAGGUGAAAUCCAGACGUGAAGAAAGUUUUCUUAUCGGUUGUUUUAGAUUGUUUUGUUUCUGCUCUUUCCUGUCUGCACAUGAUUGAAUACAUAUUUCUCUUAAAGGGAUUAUAGACAGAAAGUAACCUUUGACCUCUGUAGAAGUCUUCCUAUGUCCAGUCAAGUGUCUACUGGGCGUUUGAUUUGCAUUUAUUUAAAUGAAUAAAAUUAAAACAAAACAAUACAGCAAAA
Molecule: messenger RNA, 6841 nt
Organism: Oryzias melastigma (Indian medaka)
Lineage: Eukaryota; Metazoa; Chordata; Actinopteri; Beloniformes; Adrianichthyidae
Gene: kcnj12a
Product: potassium inwardly rectifying channel subfamily J member 12a
Biological process (GO): regulation of monoatomic ion transmembrane transport; potassium ion import across plasma membrane
Cellular component (GO): plasma membrane
Molecular function (GO): inward rectifier potassium channel activity
Source: RefSeq, a predicted model, not a curated record